This is a messenger RNA of Aspergillus ruber CBS 135680, 1409 nucleotides long. Its product is annotated as zinc-dependent alcohol dehydrogenase family protein. The transcript is spliced from 3 exons. NCBI's taxonomy places the organism in Eukaryota, Fungi, Ascomycota, Eurotiomycetes, Eurotiales, Aspergillaceae. The record is from RefSeq and is a predicted model, not a curated record. The coding region runs from base 203 to 1249 and encodes 348 amino acids. Gene Ontology annotation, molecular function: oxidoreductase activity.
CUGGUUUGGAACCGAGACGGUGCAUGGCCGCGGGGACCUAUUGUGGUUGCGUCACUGGGGUUUACAACUAUACCCAACCAGACACCAAGAAUGAGAAACACGACCACGCCAGAACUACUAUAUAUUAAACAAACCUUCCACAUAAUCUCCAUACUACGUCGCUGACACAGCUAUCCUCACCUGUGAGCCGUACUCGCCAACCAUGACCACUGCUACGGUAAAAACCCGUCGGGCAUUUCGCCGGACCGACGACUACACCCCAGGCACACCGAAGUUGAAGUAUUUGGAGGAAGCCUUGCCUCCUCUCGGUCUGACAUCGGUCUUGAUAAAGAUCCAUGCCAUUUCUCUGAAUUACCGGGACGCUAACAUCGCGAACGGCGGAAAUCCCUGGCCCGUGUUACCAAAUGGCAUACUGUGCAAUGAUGCAGCAGGUGAAGUGGUCGCUACUGGCGAAAAGGUGAAGAACCUUGCUGUCGGGGACAAAGUGGCCCCUAUAAUCGACACAAAGUACAUAACCGGGCGAGAGCUAGGUCGCUCCUGGCUAGCUGCUGAUGAAGAUGGUGUAAUGGCGGACCAUGUUAUUUUUGAAGAGGAAGUUGUAGUCAAACUUCCGGAUUACCUUGAUUUUGUCAGCGCUGCGACAAUUCCUUGUGCUGGAGUUACUGCAUGGUCGGCACUAAAAGGUAUGAGUAUCGGUCAGACUGUCUUGAUUCAAGGAACUGGUGGUGUCAGUGUAUUCGCACUUAAGCUUGCUCGAGCCGCGGGCCUCCAAGUGAUCUUGACAUCCUCGAGUGAUCACAAACUGGAGAAGAUGAAGGACAAAUAUCCCAACCCACCACUGUUGACAGUCAACUAUUCCAAAAUUCCAGACUGGCAUGAGGAAGUUCUGAGGCUUACUGGUGGUGUGGGUGUUGACAUUGUGGUUGAGAAUGGCGGUACCUCAUCAUUAGUUCAGUCUAUGAAAUGUACUCGAAGGGGCGGGAUUGUUAGCCAAGUUGGGUAUCUCGGAAAGCAAAAUCCCCAAGACCUGGCUGAGCUCGUUCCGAUUGUCAUUGAUAGACGGGUUAUCCUAAGGGGCAUUAAUGCAGGAUCGAAGUAUGAUACGGAGGAUUUCUGUGCUGCCCUGUCAGCUACCAAGGUGCAACUGGACGACCUGAUUGACUCAACGUUUCCUUUUGAAAAGGCCGAGGAGGCAGUCGAGUACAUUUGGAAGGGAAAACAGGUUGGGAAGCUUGUUCUUUGUCUUUAGAGACUAGGCUUCUAGCCAUUUGUAUAGCCGGCUGCUAUCUGUAUAUACUAUAUACUUGGUAGGAUGGAGCUAGUGUAUAAACUAGACCAGGGUGUCGAUUUGGCCGAUUUAUAAGGUUUUGGUAAUAGACAGCUCGCCCUGGAUUGUCACUACAGCCACC